UCAGUGUGUUUGACUCAACAACUCUUGUCAGAACUGCCGGUGUGUGAGAUAGGAAAUGUUUGAGGAGUUACUCGAAGUGGAAAGGCUAAGGACCAAACUGCUGAAAGAUCAAGAUGGGGAAGAAUGGGAGAACAGUGUGAUUCCAUCAAUGCUGCAGAGACAAGUCACCAGUCAGGAUGUUCUGUCACGUAUCGAAAAGGUGAUAUUGGAGAUAAUAGAGAGCCUUUCCAAGCGGGAGCCACCUGUACUUCUCCUUCAGAACAGGUCCACUUGGGUCAAUAUCAGGUUUCACAAUACUGUCGGACUUCAUAUGGAUUCGCAGAGCAUGGUCAGCACAGUGAGAAGUGACUGCUCAUCAUCUGUGACCAGAUUUGCAUCUACCCUGAAAAUCCUGUCUGUUGUCUAUAAACUUGUUCAGAGGAAUACGUAUGCCACAAAAAGGGACAUCUAUUACAAUGAUACACAGCUGUUUGGAUCUCAGAGGACUGUGGAUUCCAUAGUAGAUGACAUUUCCUGUAUGCUGAAAGUCCCACGCAGGAGCCUUCACGUUCUUGCCACAUCAAAGGGUUUAAUCUCAGGUGAUCUCUGCUACCAGGAAGAAGAUGGAACCAGAGUGAAUUGCAGCUCCAAUGCAAUAUUGGUUUCAUCAAAUGUCUAUGGAGUAAAGAAUAUCAUGUCUUCUGCUAAAUUUAUUCUUAUUGUGGAAAAAGAUGCAACCUUUCAGAGACUCCUGGAUGAUGAGUUUGGCACCAGUCUGUCUCCAUGCAUCAUGGUUACUGGAAAGGGUGUUCCAGACUUAAACAGCAGACUGAUGGUUAGGAAGCUGUGGGACACAUUGCAUAUUCCUGUCUUUGUGCUGGUGGAUGCAGACCCACAUGGCAUUGAAAUUAUGUGUAUCUAUAAGUAUGGAUCAGUGUCAAUGUCAUUUGAAGCACAAAAUCUCACUGUGCCAAGUGUGAAAUGGCUGGGCCUUCUUCCAACAGACAUUGAAAGGCUAAGAGUGCCAAAGGAUGCCCUCAUUCCAUUUACAAAGAAGGAUGAGAGCAAACUUAGCAGCCUGCUGAAGCGCCCUUAUGCUGCCACUCAGCCUGCAUGGAGAAGAGAGAUGGAGCUGAUGCAAAAGUGGAAGCAGAAAGCUGAAAUCCAGUGCUUGACCUCUUUCGCCCCGGACUUCUUAACACGCGUGUACCUACCGAAUAAGCUCCGUUAUGGCGGUUGGAUAUGAUCCCAGAG
Molecule: messenger RNA, 1233 nt
Organism: Scleropages formosus (Asian bonytongue)
Lineage: Eukaryota; Metazoa; Chordata; Actinopteri; Osteoglossiformes; Osteoglossidae
Gene: spo11
Product: SPO11 initiator of meiotic double stranded breaks
Exons: 14
Coding region: 56-1225 (389 amino acids)
Biological process (GO): reciprocal meiotic recombination; meiotic DNA double-strand break processing; meiotic DNA double-strand break formation
Cellular component (GO): nuclear chromosome
Molecular function (GO): ATP binding; DNA binding; DNA topoisomerase type II (double strand cut, ATP-hydrolyzing) activity
Source: RefSeq, a predicted model, not a curated record